AUGCCUCCACCAUUUGAACAACCACCAAUACCACCAUCUGAACAACCAGCACCACCACCAUCUGAACAACCACCAACACCACCACAUGAACAACCACCAACACCACCACCCGAACAACCAACAACAUCACCAUCUGAAAUUCCCAUUAUAACACCCUCCAAAAACAUCAUUAUCCCUACCUCUGAACCUCCCGCUGAUCUUACCCACACACCAUCAGCAUCUCCAUCCCCCACUCCUGAACCAGAAACUACCUUCCCCACCCUAGAAGAAGCAAUCUCUUUAUUUGCUGAGUCUUCAGUGGCGAAGAUCAGAUCUCUAUCUGAGAACUCUGGUAUCAGUGACGAUCCCUCUCCACUGAGGAUUCACUGGAACAUAAGAAGCUGGAGAAAGGCUGCAGACACAUCUGGUGAGAGAGGCAGAAGAGAAGCAGAAGAGAUGACUCGUCUGGAAGAAGAGAAAAGGAUCAAAGAAGCUGCAGAGAAGGUUGCUGCUGAAGCUGAAGCAAAAGCAAAAGUUGAUGCUGAAGAGGCAGCACACAUAGCUGCAGAAGAAGCUGCAAAGGAAAGAAAUGAUACUCUGACUCAGGGGGAGUCAUCUCACUCUGACUUUGCUCCUCUUGUCCUGAAGACUAUGGAAGAGCUGUAG
This is a messenger RNA of Lathyrus oleraceus (garden pea), 645 nucleotides long. RefSeq lists its product as uncharacterized. The coding region runs from base 1 to 645 and encodes 214 amino acids. NCBI's taxonomy places the organism in Eukaryota, Viridiplantae, Streptophyta, Magnoliopsida, Fabales, Fabaceae. The record is from RefSeq and is a predicted model, not a curated record. The transcript is spliced from 2 exons.